Camponotus floridanus (Florida carpenter ant) is the source of this 1390-nucleotide messenger RNA. Its product is annotated as venom acid phosphatase Acph-1-like. NCBI's taxonomy places the organism in Eukaryota, Metazoa, Arthropoda, Insecta, Hymenoptera, Formicidae. Bases 141 to 1289 code for a protein of 382 amino acids. The transcript has 7 exons. Gene Ontology annotation, molecular function: phosphatase activity. The record is from RefSeq and is a predicted model, not a curated record. Gene Ontology annotation, biological process: dephosphorylation.
GUCAGACGUUCACAUAGAUGUAAAGUCAGUUUAAAGUGAUCAACAUUGUUACUUUAACGAGAUAUAUCAAAAGUAAUUAGCACUGUCAUUUUAACAAAAUACAUCAAGAAUACCAGACGUGCAUUUUCUAAUUUUGGAAGAUGAACAAAUUUCAACGUGAUCUAGGUAUUGCGAUAAUACUUUGUUUCGGUUUAUUUACAACAUUAGGAAAAUGUAUUCUACAAUCUCAAGGCACAAAGUUACGAUUAGUGAGCGCGAUAUUCAGACAUGGCGAUCGUACAGUAGAUCCUAACGUUGAUGAAUCUUAUCCAAAUGAUCCAUAUAAAGAUUAUGAUUACUAUCCAGAUGGCAAUGGUCAAUUAACUAAUGCCGGCAAGAAGAGAGCAUAUAAAUUUGGAUUAACAUUAGGAAAUAGAUACAACAGUUUUCUCGGAAAUGUAUACUAUCAGCCAAAUAUCUACGCACAAAGUACGGUAUUCGUCAGGACGAAGAUGAGCUUACAGGUAAUUUUCACGGCACUUUAUCCACCUGCUGCUCUGCAAAAGUGGAAUCCGCUGCUGCUUUGGCAACCAAUGGAUUUCGAUUAUACUAAUAUGACUCACGAUGAACUAAUGCUGCCAAUACAGUGUCCUAUAUAUUUCCAACUUUAUAAUGACAUGCUACAAAAUAAUGUAAUAAUUAAAAAAAAAGUAGCAGAGUUUGCUGAUAUAAUGAAAAAAGUAUCGAUCUACACUGGAAAAAAUAUAACGAGAAUCUUUGAGCUCCAUCAUAUAUAUCAGACUUUGGAAGCAGAAGCAGCUUUUGGACUACGUUUACCAGAGUGGACGCAAAGCUUAUUUCCAAAUGGCGCACUUAUGGAUGCCGCUCUUUUACAAUAUAAACUACUUAGUUACGGCAUACUAAAUAAAAUUAAUGGAGGUGUAUUAUUACGCAGAAUAAUUAACGAUAUGAAUGAAGUAAUCAAUGGAACUUUAAAAGAUCGAAAGCUCAAUCUCUUUUCUGGACAUGAUAUUAAUGUGGCUGGAAUAAUGUACGCUUUAAAUAUCUCCGAUGAGCAUGUUUCACGGUACACGAGCAGUAUUAUGAUAGAAUUGCAUGAAAAGAAUGGCGAAUUUUUUGUUAAAGUGAUACAUUAUUUAGGCAUUCCAUCAACAAUAAUAGAAAAAUGCAUCCCAGGCUGCGAAAUAUUAUGUCCAUAUGAUAAAUUCAUACAAUUAACAUCGGCAUCAACUGCGACGAACGAUGAAUUGGAAUGUCCAGAAUUAUUGCGCACUACUUUUAAUUUUUGACGAUUUGAUUUCUGAUUGUUCUUGUUAAUUUUUUCACGAUAAUUCGUGUGUGUUACAUUUAACGAAAUAUCUAAAAAAGUUAGAGAUUUUAAUCAAUUAUA